CCUUUCUUAAUUCCUCAUUUCAAUUUCCACUCCGAACAAAAACUCGACACAUCGAACCAAACACACUCCCACAUACGCACUCUCUCUCUCUAUAUAUAUAUCUGCUACUUCAACACACUCCGUCACCAACACUAUGCAUAAGUCAUCGAAGCGACCCAAGCUCUCUGAUUCUCCGCCGCCACCCAUGCCAUAUGACCUGUCUCCUCUAUCGCGCCGCCUCACCCACGAGCAGGAGCUUUCCAUUAUAGUCUCUGCACUCCGAAACGUUGUCUCCGGCACAGCCUCCAAUGCCCCUGUUGAUUUCUCGAGUGAGUUUCUCCAAUUCCCUUCUGAAUUGAGCGUCGGUGGUGCCAACUUCUUUUCUUCGUCCCCCAGUACUAGCACUGACAACGGGGAUGGGAAUUUGUUGAGGGCUUCAGAUUUGGACACGUGUCAGGUUUGUAAGAUCCAAGGGUGCCUUGGGUGCAAUUUUUUCCCGCCAUCACAAGAUGAAAGUAAUAAGACUCACAAUGGUAAUAAUAAGGCGAUCAAUAAGAAUGGUGGCAAUAACAAUAAAGCUACUCCGAAGAAGAGGGUGAAGAAAAACUAUAGGGGGGUGAGACAACGACCUUGGGGAAAAUGGGCCGCAGAAAUUCGGGACCCGAGGAAGGCCACUCGGGUCUGGCUCGGAACUUUCAACACUGCUGAGGACGCGGCCCGAGCCUAUGAUAAGGCCGCCAUUGAAUUUCGUGGGCCACGAGCCAAGCUCAAUUUUCCAUUUCCAGAUACUUCGUUGGUUCAGAAUGUCAGUAAUCUGCCUGAACCAGUGCAGAAUACAACGACGACGACUUCAGCAACAACAUCAUCAAUUUUCCAACAAAACAAUGUUUACGAGAAUCAGCAAAGUGGUUUUCAUGAAAUGUCAACUGACAUGGGAAUCGGUUCAACAGAAAAUGAUCAGUUAUUCUCAUUUGGAGAUGACGAACUUCAGCAAUGGAUGACUACUAUGAUGGAUUGUACGGGUGAUCAUUCAUCAGACUCAGGGAAUGGCUCUGGACUUCUUCAUUAUUAGCCAUUAUUUAAAUUAUAUAUUGUAAAUUUUUUCAAUUUUAUUUUUUAUUUAUAUUUUAUUGAUGAGAAGUAGUAAUUAAGUUUAAAUCAGUUUCAGGCCAAUUUUAUGUGAUGAAUUUUAGGUAAAAGUCACAAUUUCUUUUAGAGGGUUGAAAAUGAAUUUUAUUUCUCCCUCCUAUCUAUAUAUCCAAUGAAACUUGUCCAUUGUCAAGCA
This is a messenger RNA of Humulus lupulus (European hop), 1264 nucleotides long. Its product is annotated as ethylene-responsive transcription factor ERF109-like. Gene Ontology annotation, biological process: ethylene-activated signaling pathway; regulation of DNA-templated transcription. The record is from RefSeq and is a predicted model, not a curated record. Gene Ontology annotation, molecular function: DNA binding; DNA-binding transcription factor activity. The transcript has a single exon. Lineage: Eukaryota; Viridiplantae; Streptophyta; Magnoliopsida; Rosales; Cannabaceae. The coding region runs from base 134 to 1051 and encodes 305 amino acids.